AUGCAAUUGAAGAACUUGGUAAUUGCUGCUGCUUUGGCUGCUAGUGUAGAAGCUUGGUCUCCUACUAACAGUUAUGUUCCAGGAAAUGUUACCUGUGACGACGAUAUUAAGUUAAUUAGAGAAGCUUCGAAGACUUUGUCUGAUAAUGAAACAUCAUGGUUGCAAAAGCGUGACCCUAUUGCUUCAGAAGCUCUAUUGUCAUUUGUUCAACGUGCAAUGGCUAAUAUUUCAUCUGCAGAUGAUUUAGCUAAACAAAUUUUUUCAAAUUCUUCCUCUGCUCCAAAGAUUGGUAUUGCUGCCUCAGGUGGUGGUUAUCGUGCAAUGUUAAGUGGUGCAGGUAUGAUUGCUGCUAUGGAUAAUAGAACUGACGGUGCUAAUGAACAUGGUCUUGGUGGUUUAUUACAAGGUGCUACUUAUUUGGCAGGUCUUUCUGGUGGUAACUGGUUAACAGGAACACUUGCUUGGAAUAAUUGGACUUCUGUUCAAGAUAUUUUGAAUGGAUUUUAUAAUGAUUCAGACACUCAAAUUUGGGAUUUAGAACAUUCUAUUGUCACUCCAGGUGGUAUCAAUGUCUUUAAGACAGGAUCUAGAUGGGAUCACAUCUCAGAUGCAGUUCAGGCUAAACAGGAUGCAGGUUUCAAUAUCUCCCUUGCUGAUGUUUGGGGUCGUGCUCUAGCUUAUAACUUCUUCCCAUCCUUAUAUAGAGGUGGUGUUGGUUAUACUUGGUCCACUCUAAGAGAUGCAGAUGUCUUUAAGAAUGGUGAAAUGCCAUUCCCAAUCUCUGUCGCUGAUGGUAGAUAUCCGGGUACUACUGUUAUUAACUUAAAUGCUACUGUCUUUGAAUUUAAUCCAUUCGAAAUGGGUUCUUGGGAUCCAACUUUAAAUAGUUUUACUGAUGUUAAAUAUUUAGGUACCAAUGUCACUAAUGGUUCUCCAGUUAAUGAAGGUAAAUGUAUCGCCGGUUUCGAUAAUACAGGUUUCGUCAUGGGUACUUCUUCGACUUUGUUUAAUCAGUUUUUGCUACAACUGAACACUACAGGUUUACCAUCUUUCAUUCAAUCUUUAGCUAAACAUUUCUUAAACGAUUUAUCUGACGAUUAUAAUGAUAUUGCUAUCUAUGCACCAAAUCCAUUUAGGGAUGCUGAUACUAUUGCAUCUAAUUACUCUCAAAGUAUUGCUGAAUCUGAAUAUUUAUUCUUAGUCGAUGGUGGUGAAGAUCUUGAAAAUAUCCCAUUAGUUCCUUUAAUUCAAAAACAAAGAGAUCUAGAUGUCAUCUUUGCUUUAGAUAAUUCUGCUGACACUAAUGCUUCUUGGCCGGAUGGUACUUCUUUGGUAAGCACUUAUCAAAGACAAUAUGGUCUACAAGGUCAAGGUAUGGCUUUCCCAUAUGUUCCUGAUGAAAAUACUUUUAUUAACUUAGGUUUAAACACUAGACCAACUUUCUUUGGUUGUGAUGCAUCCAAUAUGACUGAUCUAGAAUAUAUCCCACCAUUGGUUGUUUAUAUUCCAAAUUCUUAUCAUUCUUACAAUGGUAAUCAAAGUACCUUCAAAUUAUCAUACUCUACAGAUGAAAGAAUCGGUGUCAUUCAAAAUGGUUUCGAAGCUGCCACUAGAGGUAAUUUAACUGAUGAUAGUGACUAUCUAGGUUGUAUUGGUUGUGCUAUCUUAAGACGUAAGCAACAAUCUUUGAAUGCUACUUUACCAUCUGAAUGUGAACAAUGUUUCAGCAACUAUUGUUGGAAUGGUACUCUUGCUAGUACCCCAGUUAAUGGUACCGACGCCAAGGCUUCAACCACUGAUAUUGCUGCUGCCAUGACAAGUGCAGCUGGUGAUUCAUCUUCAUCUGGUACUGCCACUGAAUCUACCUCUUCAACAACGACCUCAAAUACUAAGUCUUCCAAGUCUAAAAAUGCUGCCAAUGUACUAAACGCACAAAACAUUGGUCUAUUCUCACUAAUCUCUGCUUUGAUGAAUUUCCUAUAA
This is a messenger RNA of Maudiozyma saulgeensis, 1983 nucleotides long. The record is from the annotation of a GenBank genome assembly. Lineage: Eukaryota; Fungi; Ascomycota; Saccharomycetes; Saccharomycetales; Saccharomycetaceae.